AUGCAGCGGGAGAGGCUGAUCGCGAGAUUAAUUGGGCGUUCUCAAAAACCCGACGGCGGGGGGAAAUCCACGCUGCCGUGCCGCCUGCCUCCCUGCUCGGGUUCACUGCGGAGCCGGCAGCCUGGGGAGCUGGAGAGGAAGGAGCUGGAGAGGAGGGAGCUGGCGGCCAGCAGAGCCAGGCCCCCCGCCACUUUCGGGGCUCUUCUGGCCCUGCUGCCUCUCGCCUGGACGCUGCAGGGCGCAGGGUGGUACGGCAUGCGAACGCGGCUCUGUGGAGAGACCCUAACGCUACUGAAGACCGACGUACCUGGGAGAAGCCCGAGCGUGGGCUUCAGCGACGCAGGCGGAACACCCGUAUCCGGCGGGGGGGCCGGCGGCCCGGCUGCGCCCCCCCUCCCCCGCCUGUCCCACUGCCUGCUGGCCCACUACCAGAAGGGCACGCGGCCCGUGCGGGACUGGCGAACGACCACCAACGUGGCGAUCGACCUCAUGGUCUAUGCCAUCCUCAGUGUGGACGAGAAGAACCAGGUGCUGACCACCUAUGUCUGGUACAGGCAGCACUGGACGGACGAGUUCCUCAGGUGGGACCCGGAGCGGUUCGACAACCUCACACAGAUCUCCCUCCCCGUGGAGAGCAUCUGGGUGCCCGACAUCCUCAUCAACGAGUUCGUGGACGUCGGAAAGUCCCCCCACGUCCCUUACGUCUACGUUAGCCACCACGGGGAGGUGCAGAACCUCAAACCCAUCCAGGUGAUGACCGCCUGCAGCCUGGACAUCUACAACUUCCCCUUCGACGUGCAGAACUGCUCGCUCACCUUCACCAGCUGGCUGCACCACAGUGAGUGCGCGGUCGCCCGCGGCCGNNNNCCGGAGCUGGUCAAGUUCGACCGGAGCGUCUUCAUGAACCAGGGCUGGUGGGAGCUGCUCUACGUCCUCAGCAGCUUCCAGGAGUUCAGCGUCAAGAGCAGCGACAGCUACGCCGAGAUGAAGUUCUACGUAGUCAUCCGGAGACGUCCCCUCUUCUACACCGUCAGCCUCCUGCUCCCCAGCAUCUUCCUGAUGCUUAUGGACAUUGUGGGCUUCUACCUCCCUCCCAAUAGUGGCGAGAGGGUCUCUUUCAAGAUCACCCUCCUGCUGGGCUACUCGGUUUUCCUCAUCAUCGUAUCUGACACGCUGCCGGCUACUGCGGUUGGCACCCCCUUGAUAGGCAUCUACUUUGUGGUGUGUAUGGCACUGCUCGUCAUCAGCUUGACGGAGACCAUCCUGAUCGUGCGCCUGGUGCACAAGCAAGACCUGCAGCCCCACGUCCCCGAGUGGGUGAAGCGGCUGCUGCUGGAACGAGCCACCGUCCUGCUCUGCAUCCGGGACAGGAAGAAGUUCAGCCAAAGCAGGACGCAGAGCUCGGACAUCUCCAGGCAGGCGGAGAGCAACGACAGCACAGCCAGGCUGAACCACUACAGCUGUGAGGACCCCCGGGACUGCGAGACGGCGGGCAGGACAUAA
This is a messenger RNA of Charadrius vociferus (killdeer), 1503 nucleotides long. RefSeq names its product 5-hydroxytryptamine receptor 3A-like. Gene Ontology annotation, biological process: monoatomic ion transmembrane transport; nervous system process; signal transduction. Bases 1 to 1503 code for a protein of 500 amino acids. NCBI's taxonomy places the organism in Eukaryota, Metazoa, Chordata, Aves, Charadriiformes, Charadriidae. Gene Ontology annotation, molecular function: neurotransmitter receptor activity; transmembrane signaling receptor activity; extracellular ligand-gated monoatomic ion channel activity. Gene Ontology annotation, cellular component: postsynaptic membrane; synapse; neuron projection. The transcript is spliced from 10 exons. The record is from RefSeq and is a predicted model, not a curated record.